Messenger RNA from Galeopterus variegatus (Sunda flying lemur), 1188 nucleotides. It is a transcript of the gene STK17A, whose product is annotated as serine/threonine kinase 17a. NCBI's taxonomy places the organism in Eukaryota, Metazoa, Chordata, Mammalia, Dermoptera, Cynocephalidae. Gene Ontology annotation, molecular function: ATP binding; protein serine/threonine kinase activity. Gene Ontology annotation, biological process: intracellular signal transduction; protein phosphorylation; positive regulation of apoptotic process. Gene Ontology annotation, cellular component: nucleus. The record is from RefSeq and is a predicted model, not a curated record. The transcript has 5 exons. The coding region runs from base 74 to 820 and encodes 248 amino acids.
UGGGGGUGAAAUCUUUGACCAGUGUGUUGCAGACAGAGAAGAAGCCUUUAAAGAAAAAGAUGUUCAAAGACUCAUGCGACAGAUUUUAGAAGGUGUUCACUUUUUACACACUCAUAAUGUAGUUCAUCUUGAUUUGAAGCCUCAGAAUAUUCUGCUGACAAGUGAAUCUCCAUUGGGUGACAUUAAAAUAGUUGAUUUUGGCCUUUCGAGAGUAAUGAAGAGCAAUGAAGAGCUCCGAGAAAUCAUGGGUACUCCUGAAUAUGUGGCUCCUGAAAUUCUUAGUUAUGAUCCUAUCAGCAUGGCCACAGAUAUGUGGAGCAUUGGAGUGUUAACAUAUGUCAUGCUUACAGGAGUAUCACCUUUCUUAGGCAAUAAUAAACAAGAAACAUUCUUGAACAUCUCACAGAUGGAUUUAAGUUAUUCUGAGGAAGAAUUUGAUGUUGUGUCUGAGUCAGCUAUUGACUUCAUCAAGACGCUUUUAGUUAGGAAACCUAAAGAUCGAGCUACCGCUGAAGAAUGUCUAAAACAUCCGUGGUUGACACAGAGCUGUAUUCAAGACCCUUCUUUCAGUGUGAAAGGGGCAUUAGAAGAAGCAGAUGCCCUCCAAGAAGAUGAUUCUGUGUGUGAAAUCAAUUCAGAUACUGAGAAACCAGAAACCAAGGAAUCAGCUGUAACAGAGGAGUUGAUUGUAGUUACUUCGUAUACUUUAGGACAAUGCAGACAGUCUGAAAAAGAGAAAAUAGAGAAAAAGGCUAUUUCCAAACGAUUUAAAUUUGAGGAACCUUUGCUACAAGAAAUUCCGGGAGAAUUUAUCUACUGAGUAUUUCCCUUUAGAACUUUAGGAUUUCUACAUUGGAAAUGUUAAUAUUAUUUAUGGACCUCUGGCCAAAUGGUACAUGCACUCAAAGUGGAUAACCAGGUAUCACUGACACAAACAAAAAUAACUUUGUCAAACUUGUGGAGUUAGGUGAAUCAAGCCAGAUUUAUAAAAUUGCCAACCAGGAGGUUUAACAGGUAAAGUUAUUUGUUUCAAUAUUAUUUUUAAGAAGGGAGAUGUUUCCACCUUUUGUUUGUUUGUUUGUUUCCACCUUUUAAUUCUACAUCCUCUUUCUCCAGAAUGAGAAUUUGUAUGCAAAGAUAUUUGUAUUUGCUUUCUUUAAAAAUACAAGUAAAAGUGCCAAAAUUACA